Molecule: messenger RNA, 696 nt
Organism: Gongylonema pulchrum
Lineage: Eukaryota; Metazoa; Nematoda; Chromadorea; Rhabditida; Gongylonematidae
Source: the annotation of a GenBank genome assembly
AUGAAAAUAAGUGUGUUGCUACGCAUCUGUUCGGCUCAUUUCGAGGGAGGUGAGAAAAAGGAAGGUGAUAUUCCAGUACCCGAUCCUCAGUUGGACGCGCCGAUCUCGAUUGAGCUCCCGCCAAAGGAAACAAAAAGCAGCGAUCGUCGACGGGCGGCGCUCCAGCAGCAGCAGCAGUCCAGGACAACCGCUCCCACGACACCCAGUCCCAGCAACGUCACCGGCAGCACCUCCGUGAAGCGCAGUCGCUCAUUAGCAGUCAGUGCGGAUUAUUUAACGAGCUGGAGGAGCCGUUCUGCUGCUGCCGCCGUCGCCGCCGAAGGUUCUCAUCCUCAUUUCUGUGUGGUUUUUGCGACGCUCGCAGCAGCAGCAGCUGCUGAUGUCCACCCUCAGCGCUCGGCGGCCAUCCCAUCCAAAUCUGCUGCUUGCGCACUUUCCCAAACAAUGCCCAUUUGUCUGCUUUAUCCUUGCUCCGAAACACUAGCUAAAUUCCUUUAUGCAUUGCAAGUUUCACUGGUGCCAUGGGCGCAGGUGCAGAGGCUUCCAUCUUCCGAUUCUCUUCGCAAAAUCGAAUCGCUCUCUGCUGCGCCUAUUAUUAUUAUUGUUAGAAUGGCGAUUUAUCUGGGGAAACUUCUGCACUUCUCUUCUUUCCCCCCUGUGAUGCGAUUUCGAAGUUAUGGGUCGUAUCACCAUUAG